Messenger RNA from Trypanosoma theileri, 1032 nucleotides. RefSeq lists its product as uncharacterized. The record is from RefSeq and is a predicted model, not a curated record. Bases 1 to 1032 code for a protein of 343 amino acids. The transcript has a single exon. NCBI's taxonomy places the organism in Eukaryota, Euglenozoa, Kinetoplastea, Trypanosomatida, Trypanosomatidae.
AUGACUGAAAGUACCGACAUUCAUGGUGAGUUUAGGUUUUUUCCAUGCUGUGGUGAGUCGAUGCCCUACUCCAUGACGCACUCUUGUAAGCGAACCCUUCUUUCAUUUAAUAUAGAUAAUGUGUAUAAUGCAAGAAACUCUUAUACCUGUUUGGGAUCCUUAUCACCGUCCCCUGUACGCGGCAGCACCCAUUUUUCUACAUCUGUAGAUUGUUUUUGUCAGAGCACAGAGAAAGGAAUUUCUCCCUCGAUAUCUGCAGGGGAGUUUUCAAAGAAAGUGGUGUCUUCUAGAAAUUCUAAUGGUAUCAUAAGGAGAAAUGAGAGUGAAGGUAAGGAUGAGAGUAAUAUGAGUUGCCCUCCAAGACGAUCUUCUCAUGAUUCAAUACAAACUGUGGUGAAAACAGUUUUUCCAGAAAUUUCUCUUCCUGAGAGUAAUAAUGGCUUUGAUGUGUGUAAGGAAGAUCUAAAGGGAUUAGCGUCGUCGCGUGACUUUUCGUAUUUCAAUUAUCCUUCUUCAGGAAAACAUUGCUUCAGUAUGACUAAUAAGACUUCCAAAGGAGGUGACGAAGAAAAAAAAAGAGUCGAUGCUUGGAUAAAACCACUUCAGGAAAUGAGUGUCGACGUGGAACGUUUGAGAAGUAGACAAGAACAACUUGAAAAAAGACAUUCUGAGUUUAAUACUUUCUUGCAACAAAAAAAAAGAAAAUAUGGUAAUAAUAUACUAGAACGUAAUUAUUUAGACGAUAGUGAUACCUAUGGUAAUAAAUGUGUUGAUAAACCCUCUCCAUAUGAGGGUAAAACUGCCGAUACUGACCCUAAUACUAAUAGAUCAAUCUUUGGUGAUGGGCAGAACUCUUCUUAUUUAUCACCAUCCUUGACGUCCUCUUCCUCUUGUUCCUCCUCCUCCUCCUCCUCAGUUUCCUACGUGGAGAUUCUUGCGAACCCAACACUGGGGAAAAAAUGUUUUGAAGAUGUAUCUGUAAGGAGAAAUAAAGGUUUUAAAUCUCAUUUCUUCACAUUGUGUACAAAUUAG